Messenger RNA from Lacerta agilis (Sand lizard), 1324 nucleotides. RefSeq names its product activating transcription factor 1 (gene ATF1). The transcript has 8 exons. Gene Ontology annotation, biological process: regulation of transcription by RNA polymerase II. The record is from RefSeq and is a predicted model, not a curated record. Gene Ontology annotation, cellular component: nucleus; ATF4-CREB1 transcription factor complex. The coding region runs from base 244 to 1176 and encodes 310 amino acids. Gene Ontology annotation, molecular function: protein binding; RNA polymerase II cis-regulatory region sequence-specific DNA binding; DNA-binding transcription factor activity, RNA polymerase II-specific. NCBI's taxonomy places the organism in Eukaryota, Metazoa, Chordata, Lepidosauria, Squamata, Lacertidae.
UCUAUCGUCGCAACCCGCCCACCCCGAGCUCUAGAGCGAGUGUGCGUGUCUGAGGGAGUGCGUGCUUCUUCUCCCUGGCGGGGCCUACUCCCGACAAUGCUGGCGGCGGCUCUGGCUUCCCUGAGGCGUUAGGGCGGCGGCGGCGUCUCCGCCUCCGCCGCCGUCGCUUUCCGUUCCCCCCUCACGGGCGCCGCGUGAGGCCGAGGCGAAGCCGGCGGCGGUGUCGUCUCUCUGAGGCUGAUUAUGGAAGAGGCUCACAAAAGCAACAGUAACAAUUCAGCGACACCCCCACAAGCAGCAUCUUUACAAGGUACCACGCUACAAGCAGCUCAGCUUUCUCGUGUUUCUCAACAGAUGUCCCUUAGAGGUCAAGCUCCACUGACAGUGGUUCAGCUCUCUGGGGAUCAAGUCCAGGGAGUCAUUCAUACAGCUCAAACCUCAUCUGUCAUUCACUCACCACAAGGGCAAUCAGUGCAGGUUUCUUUGUCAGAGAGUGAUGACUCACAAGAUUCCUCAGAUAGCAUAGGCUCUUCACAGAAAGCCAGAGGAAUCCUAGCACGCCGUCCAUCUUAUAGAAAAAUCUUCAAUGAUCUUUCUUCUGAAGACGCACGAGACAGGAAAGGAGAUGAAGCAAGUCCUGGUAUCUCUACUAUCACAUCAAUGUCUGUCCCUACGCCCGUUUACCAAACAAGCACUGGACAAUAUAUUGCCAUUGCUCCAAAUGGACCAUUACAGCUGAGCAGCCCGGCGACAGAGUGUGUGCAGGGUUUGCAGACCUUUACAAAUGCUGGUGGGACUCCGCUAUUACAGUAUGUACAGACAUCUGAUGGUCAGCAGAUACUUGUGCCAAGCAACCAGGUGGUAGUGCAGACUGCAUCAGGAGACAUGCAGACAUAUCAGAUACGCAGCACACCAACCACCACUUCCCUCCCCCAGACGGUUGUGAUGACAGCUCCUGUCUCCUUGACAUCUCAGUCAACCAAGACGGAUGAUCCACAGUUGAAACGUGAAAUACGGCUGAUGAAAAAUAGAGAAGCAGCUCGAGAAUGCCGUAGAAAGAAGAAAGAAUAUGUUAAAUGUCUUGAAAAUCGAGUUGCUGUUCUUGAAAACCAGAACAAAACUCUAAUUGAAGAACUAAAAACUUUGAAAGAUCUGUACUGCCAUAAAAAUGUGUAAAAGAAGAAAAAACACCCUUUUGUGAACAUAAGAAUUUUAGAAGGAUUUUUUAUAUUAAUUUUUUUAAUUAAGAAAGGUCAAAAAUGAAUCUCUUCUAUCCAAAUUCCACAAAGACUUGAGAUUCUAUUUAGAACCUUUGAUGGCAGAG